This is a messenger RNA of Leptonychotes weddellii (Weddell seal), 2184 nucleotides long. The record is from RefSeq and is a predicted model, not a curated record. Lineage: Eukaryota; Metazoa; Chordata; Mammalia; Carnivora; Phocidae.
AUGGAUGAUGUGACUCCAGUGACUCCAGAACCAUUCACAGAAGAUCCUAAUCUGGUGAAUGAGCCCUCUACAGAUGAAACAGUUCUGGCUGAUAUCGAGCCUUCCACAGAUGACCUGGCUUCUCCUACUGAUAAAAAUACCACAACAGAUUGCCGGGAUGAAAAAUUCGCUUGCACGAGACUCUACUCUGUGCAUCGACCAGUCAAGCAAUGCAUUCAUCAGUUAUGUUUCACAAGUUUACGACGUAUGUACAUCAUCAACAAUGAGAUCUGCUCUCGUCUUGUCUGUAAAGAACACGAAGUUAUGAAAGAUGAACUUUGCCGUCAGAUGGCUGGUUUACCCCCAAGGCGACUCCGUCGCUCCAACUACUUCCGACUUCCUCCAUGUGAAAAUGUGAAUUUGCAGAGACUCAGUGGUCUGUGAUCAUCAAGGAAGAGGAAAAGAAGAAUGUGUGGGUGGGUGGAAGAGAAUGCUCUAACAAGAGGGAACUCCUUCUUGUCCAACCAAUGUCCACUAACCCACAGACAGUAGUAUUUCUUAAAACAAUCCCUUUGCAGUGUCUAGCUUUUGCUUCCACUCCCUGAUUUUCCAUCCAGACUGAUAACAUAAAGUCUAUAUUAUUGCAUGGUUUUGCUGCUUCUCAAUAUCAUAGACAUAGAUUAAUGAUAACCAUGUGGCUUAUAUAUAAGCACUCUACAUACAAUUUCAAAGGAAAAUAAACCUUGGGUUAAUAUUUACCACCGAAUCUGUCUGAAAUAAAUCUUAGGGUGGAAGAAGUUGUUGCUGUCCAUUUUGGCUAGCCAUUUUUUUGAUUUUCAAGAGUUUCCUAGAUUAACGCCUCAUUCAUUUACAUAGCACUCUUCACUCUUAUUUUAACUAUUUUCUGGAUUUGCCUGCUCAGAUCUUCUUUGAGAAGAGUCAUGGUAAUUUUUGUAGUCCUAGACAAUUCUCCAGAACCAAGAGUUACACAAUCCUACUGGCAAUAUAUAAAGACCCAAGAUGAGGUCUGUUAAGUUUAGAGGCUGAGGAUAGAGAGAGAGGAGUAGGCUAUGUAUGGAACUGGGACUCAUUGGUUCCCUAUUCACUUUUUCAUGCAGUUGUCCAAUUGGCAAGUAGGGGUACAAAGUCCCAUUUACCUAUUUUUGGUCAUAUGGGGGUUGCCCACCCUCGCAAAUUAGAUAAUUUCAUGUGAAAUAAUUUCUGACUUUGGUCAGAGUUUCCUUGAUUUGUGCUACUUCUUUCAUUCUCAUCACUAAACAAAAUCUGUAGAGAUUACCAUGCAAAUGGACUCUGGAAUAGCCUGAUUUGGGCUUAAGAAGGGCAUUCAGACCUAAAUUUUAAUAAGCAGACCAAGUUUACCUAUUGGUUUAUAAGAAAGAGUAAAACACAAUAUUCAGACAACCUACAUCCUUAUCCUGGCUCUAGCAGUAACCAGGUAAACCAGUAAGCCAGGUUUAAUUUCCCAUCUCUAACACGACAAGGUUAAAUUUAUGUUGGUUCUAAGGUAUCUUUUCAUUCUGCGAUUCUUAAGAUUUAAAUGCAUUAUUUGAAUUUCUUGAAGUCUAGAUGCACUCUAAUUUGUAACCACCAUGUGUGCUUCAAAACAGGAGAAAUAUAUUAAGACAGCAGUCCACAACAUAAAAGAAAAAAAUCCCAUUACAAGUUACCAAUUACAUACUAUAGAUCCUUCUAUCUGAAUAACUUAGUAACUUUCCAAAAAAGCCCACAAAAGUCAACUAAGAUAAGAAAUAGGAGACUUUGAGGCAAGUUACACACUCAGAAUUCCUCUCUGCUUGGUAGGGUUGGAUUCUUUUCCUAUUGAAAAAAACUAUGUAAAUGAGCAUCAGACUCUUGCUGUUAAGAAACAAUUUAGUUUAAUUGGAUUUGCACAACUGAUUAAAGAGAAAUGCUAAGACCCAAAGCAUGUAAUCUCUGCUCUACAGCCUCUAAAAGUAAAUAUCCUCAUAUAUAGAUAGAGGUAUUAAGUAGAUAUUAUACCCACCGUAGAGAAAUCUCAUAGGCACAGAAUUUCCAAGAAUCAUUUAAGAAUCUCACCGUGAACAUGAUCCUCCUACCAUAUAUUGAAUGAGGUGGCAUUCCCACCACAAAGCACCUCAAUCCCAGUAUUGUGUAUAUUGCAAAUUAAACAUUUUAAAAUAAAUUUUUCUUAAUUCCUUUUCAGAA